Molecule: messenger RNA, 687 nt
Organism: Tetrahymena thermophila SB210
Lineage: Eukaryota; Ciliophora; Oligohymenophorea; Hymenostomatida; Tetrahymenidae
Product: transmembrane protein, putative
Exons: 4
Source: RefSeq, a predicted model, not a curated record
AUGUCUCUCAAAAAGAUUUUACUUCUGGUUUUUUUAAGCUAGGGGUAUGGAAUAAAAUAGCUAUUGUUUUUUGAGUAAAUUUUCAGUUUUCCUAUUAGUUAAGAAGAAACAAUCCAUAAUGGGAUAUAUAAGCCUUAAAUGUAAACUCGUAGAUUUCUUGAGAGCUAAAAAAAACACUUUAGAUUUUAUAAUUAUACUGGUAAUCGCUUUUUACAAUCUAACUCCAGUAACUUCAAUUAUAGCGGUCUAGAUCCUGUUACAGGUUACAAAAUAAACUGUAUAAACGGCUCUUACAAUACAACUACUUAAAGAUGUUUAUGCAACAGUGGAUAUAAAAGUAGUGGAUAGAUAAACAACGGUAUUCUUUAGAUGUGUGACCAAUAAAUGACUAGCUCUGACACUCCUGUUGACUAUUCAAAUUAAACCUAAGUCUAAUAGCUUACAUAAUAGUUUAUUAACUCCAAUACAUCAACAUUUCUUGGUUUACCUUUAUUUUCAUGGAUCCUCAUAGGAGUUUUCCUAUUUAUUACUAUCUUUAUAAUAGCUGUAUGUGUUAUAAGAAAAAGGAGAUAAAAGCAAAAAGAAAAGCAACAUAAAAAGGAUAGCCACAAUUCUUGUCAUAGUCAUAGACACCAUAAAAGCUUAAAAAAAUAUCAUAGCCAUCACAGAAGAAGCCAUUCUAAUUGA